AUGUCUGCCCGGAUGGGUCUCGCUCGUGUUUUGACGCUCGCCCUUCUCGCCUACCUUCUUCUUCUUUGCUUGAACUGCUCCGAUUUACUGCUCUACGUUCUCUCAUUCUUCUCCGUCUACUACUUCCUCUACUGGCUCAAGCGUUGCUUCUCCUACUUCUUCUCAUUCUGGCUUAACUGCGUCGGCUUCUUCUCCUCCGUCGUCUUUUGCUUGGUUUUCAGUUGGUGUACUGUCAUCUUCAUCCUCCUUCUGGUCUCCGACCCUGCCUACUCCUACAAGCAUCACGGUUCUCUGUGGCCAGCAUUGUCCGAGAAGGGUCAGCAGGCUUUGUAA
Molecule: messenger RNA, 333 nt
Organism: Colletotrichum destructivum
Lineage: Eukaryota; Fungi; Ascomycota; Sordariomycetes; Glomerellales; Glomerellaceae
Exons: 1
Coding region: 1-333 (110 amino acids)
Source: RefSeq, a predicted model, not a curated record